ACAAGCUGACUGAUUGACUUGGACUUCAUCACAGCCUGCAGCCCGCUCCUGUGUACACCUGAGAACUAACCACAAGAAAAGAAUGGAUGUAAGUACAUCUUCAAAUUCUCAGAUCUCUACUCUGCACUCUGACGUUCUAUGUGGCAGCUGCCCGUCCAAUGGUUCUGCCCCACAGCCUAACGGCCUCUGGCCCACCCUGCCCCCAUCUUCAGCCACCUUCCCUUCCUGGCCAGCACUACCCAACCAGCCAAAUUAUCCCUCACCCUGCUGGCCCGGUCAGCCCAACACACCCUGCUGGCCUGGCACACAACCUGCCCCUUACUCUGUUCCUGCACCAUAUUCAAUACCAGCUCCGGCUCCAGCCAUAACACCCAACCCUGCACCCACCACACCCAUAGUUGCCAUUCCGGCUCCAGCUCCAAUCCCAGGUCAGGUUCAAGCCCUUGGACCAGCUCCAGGGCAGCCCUGCCAGCCUUACUGGCCUGGCUCCCAAUGCCAGCCUACCCAGCCUCCCCAGCCCCCAGCUCCAGCUCCAAUUCAAGUUCAAGUCCCUGGACAAGUCCCCACUCCAACUCCAACUCCAGCCCCGGUCCCAGCACCCCCUCCGUCCUCCAGGUGGCCCACCCACCCUGGAUGGCAUUAUAACCCAGGACAGUCAGGAUGGCCGGGGCAGAGUCCAAAUUUCAUGCCUCCACACUGGCUCCCCCCUACAUCUGGACCUUUGAGUGUGCCAUACAAUUUGAACCUGGCCCGGGGAGUCUAUGACAAGAUGAUGAUGACCAUCCUUGGCCAUGUCAAACCCAAUGCUAAAAUGUUCACAGUGAACUUCCUGAGAGGCACCGACAUCGCUUUUCACAUCAACCCCCGCUUCUGUGAGGGGGGUAAACAGGUGCUGGUCCGUAACCACAAGCUGGGAGAGCGCUGGGGUCCAGAGGAGAGGGAGCUGAAGCCAGGACCCUUCCCUUUCGCCCUUGGGAGCCCGUUCGAGAUGAAGAUCCUUUGCAAUCAGGAGGCGUUCCGGGUGGCAGUGAACAACAUCCCACUCUUUGAGUUCAGACAUCGCAUCAGAGCGCUCAACCAGAUCGACAGGAUCAACAUCCUCCAUGAUGUCGUCCUUACCUACGUCAAUGUGGAGACACUUCCUUAAGAAGCACGUCAUGAAUCGCAGUGCAUAAAUCAUCACAUUUAAGGAUGCAUGUCAAAGUGUGUUUGAGUUAUGCAAAACUUUGCUCACAGUAAAUGAUCUUUAGGCUAUAUAAAAAGUGUGUUUGAGAUAUUGAUGACAUGCAUUGAGCUAAAUUUUUAAUGUGCCAAAAUAAGCUCAAACUACUCUGACACAUAGCUAACCUCUUAAUGCACACAAUGCUUUCUUUUUCUGCACAAAGACUCUUGUAUUUAUUGUGUACAACAAUAUUUUGAACUAACUGGUAAUUAUUUGUGUACCUAUAUUGCAAAAAACUGCAAUGAAUUGCAUUUAAGAGUUUUAAUAAAUAGUGCAUAUUU
Molecule: messenger RNA, 1503 nt
Organism: Labrus mixtus (cuckoo wrasse)
Lineage: Eukaryota; Metazoa; Chordata; Actinopteri; Labriformes; Labridae
Product: galectin-3-like
Exons: 6
Coding region: 83-1147 (354 amino acids)
Biological process (GO): negative regulation of extrinsic apoptotic signaling pathway; negative regulation of endocytosis; positive chemotaxis
Cellular component (GO): immunological synapse; nucleus
Molecular function (GO): carbohydrate binding; laminin binding; IgE binding
Source: RefSeq, a predicted model, not a curated record